AAGCUAUAUAAAGCUCGACCGGCAACCGCCAUUUCACUUUAGAAUUCGUCGAGUGUCCGACAACGUGAAGAGCGUUCGUGUUUUCUAUACAUUGUUAGUUUCAUAAAUUUUAUAAAAGAAAAAUGAGGGAAAUCGUUCAUAUCCAAGCCGGCCAAUGCGGCAACCAGAUUGGAGCCAAAUUCUGGGAAAUCAUCUCAGACGAGCACGGCAUCGACCCCACCGGCGCCUACCACGGCGACUCCGACUUGCAAUUGGAGCGCAUCAACGUCUACUACAAUGAAGCCUCCGGUGGCAAAUACGUCCCCCGUGCCAUCCUCGUGGACUUGGAGCCCGGCACCAUGGACUCAGUCCGUUCCGGUCCUUUCGGCCAGAUUUUCCGCCCCGACAACUUCGUCUUCGGCCAGUCCGGAGCCGGAAACAACUGGGCCAAGGGCCACUACACAGAAGGCGCCGAACUAGUCGACUCAGUCUUGGACGUGGUGCGCAAAGAGGCCGAGUCCUGCGACUGCCUCCAAGGCUUCCAGUUGACACACUCGCUUGGGGGCGGCACCGGCUCCGGCAUGGGCACUCUACUCAUCUCCAAAAUCAGGGAGGAGUAUCCCGAUAGGAUCAUGAACACGUAUUCAGUAGUACCUUCACCUAAAGUUUCCGACACGGUCGUGGAACCGUACAAUGCCACGUUGUCAGUCCACCAGCUUGUAGAAAACACUGAUGAGACCUAUUGUAUCGAUAACGAAGCUCUCUAUGACAUCUGCUUCAGAACGUUGAAACUCACAACACCGACCUACGGUGACUUGAACCAUUUGGUGUCGUUGACAAUGUCGGGAGUCACGACUUGUCUGCGAUUCCCCGGUCAAUUGAACGCAGAUCUGCGCAAAUUGGCGGUCAAUAUGGUACCAUUCCCGCGUUUGCACUUCUUCAUGCCUGGUUUUGCGCCCUUGACAUCGAGGGGAAGUCAGCAAUACCGUGCGUUGACUGUUCCCGAGCUCACGCAGCAAAUGUUCGAUGCUAAGAACAUGAUGGCGGCGUGUGACCCCAGACAUGGGAGGUACUUGACAGUGGCUGCUGUUUUCCGAGGAAGGAUGUCGAUGAAGGAAGUUGACGAGCAAAUGCUCAACAUCCAGAACAAAAACAGCAGCUACUUCGUUGAGUGGAUCCCCAACAAUGUCAAGACGGCCGUUUGUGACAUUCCCCCACGUGGUCUCAAAAUGUCGGCCACUUUCAUCGGCAACUCCACCGCCAUCCAAGAGCUCUUCAAGCGCAUCUCUGAACAGUUCACUGCUAUGUUCAGACGUAAGGCUUUCUUGCAUUGGUACACCGGCGAAGGUAUGGACGAGAUGGAAUUCACUGAAGCCGAAUCAAACAUGAAUGACUUGGUCUCCGAGUACCAGCAGUACCAGGAGGCGACCGCCGAUGAAGACGCCGAAUUCGACGAGGAACAAGAAGCCGAAGUUGACGAGAACUAAAAUGCUGCUUUAUUCAAUUAAAAAUCUAAAUUUUUUUCUCUCCCUUGUAUUACUGUUUUGUACAUUCCCGUUUAUAUUCGAAUACAUUACUUAACUUAUUCAA
Molecule: messenger RNA, 1569 nt
Organism: Tribolium castaneum (red flour beetle)
Lineage: Eukaryota; Metazoa; Arthropoda; Insecta; Coleoptera; Tenebrionidae
Product: tubulin beta-1
Exons: 2
Coding region: 123-1466 (447 amino acids)
Biological process (GO): mitotic cell cycle; microtubule cytoskeleton organization
Cellular component (GO): microtubule; cytoplasm
Molecular function (GO): GTP binding; GTPase activity; structural constituent of cytoskeleton
Source: RefSeq, a predicted model, not a curated record